This is a messenger RNA of Symbiodinium sp. CCMP2456, 642 nucleotides long. The record is from the annotation of a GenBank genome assembly. NCBI's taxonomy places the organism in Eukaryota, Dinophyceae, Suessiales, Symbiodiniaceae.
GAGACGCAAGCCCUCAUAGAGGAUCGCUUCAGCUCGUUGGGUAUGACGAUGAUGACGCUGACACAGUUUGUGACCGUGGAUUCCAUCGCCUCCGUCUACUUGCCUCUCAUACGGCAGAACCCCUGGCUGAUGUUCUAUUUCGUCCCACUCAUCUUGGUGGUUUCGAUCUCCCUGAUGAACCUGGUAACGGCCUCCUUAGUCGAAGCCGCCCUGGAGCACGCCCGGCAGGAGAAGGAAGAGGAGAAGAAGCUGGCGAGCGUUGCUGCGAAGAAUAUGCUCCCAGACAUUGUGAAGCUUUUUGAUCAGCUGGACGCUGACCGGAGUGGCUUCCUGGUGAUUCAGGAGAUGAAAGACUUUGAGACUGAGGGCUUGGUGCCACCCGAGCUCUUGGACAAAGCCUCCGUGGAGUCCAUGAGUGAACUCUUCCAGCAGCUCGACGUCGACGAGUCUGGGAGGGUGAACCGAGAGGAGUUCAUAGAGGGCCUGUUGGACAUCUUCCUCCGGGAGGUUCCCGUCUACUCCAUUCAAGCGACGAAGAUGCUCCGCCUGGUUCGGGAGUCGCAGCUGAAGGUCGAAGCCGACAUCCGGAGUCUGCAGGACCAGCUCGGGACGAAGACUGAGCGCAGCCUGGGCUUCUUCUAG